Phaeoacremonium minimum UCRPA7 is the source of this 882-nucleotide messenger RNA. RefSeq names its product putative short-chain dehydrogenase protein. Gene Ontology annotation, biological process: triglyceride catabolic process; phosphatidic acid biosynthetic process. Gene Ontology annotation, cellular component: lipid droplet; endoplasmic reticulum. The transcript has a single exon. Gene Ontology annotation, molecular function: triacylglycerol lipase activity; acylglycerone-phosphate reductase (NADP+) activity. The coding region runs from base 1 to 882 and encodes 293 amino acids. The record is from RefSeq and is a predicted model, not a curated record. NCBI's taxonomy places the organism in Eukaryota, Fungi, Ascomycota, Sordariomycetes, Togniniales, Togniniaceae.
AUGUCUUCUAAACCACGAAGCAUCUUGAUCACAGGCUGUUCAGAAGGAGGAUUGGGCGAUGCCCUCGCCCAGGCAUUCCAUGAACGGGGCCAACGCGUCAUUGCAACCGCGCGGAAUCCAGCCAAGCUCGCUCACUUCAAAGACUUGGGCAUCGAGACGCUAACUCUCGAUGUCCUCUCGGCAGAGUCGAUCUCAGCCUGCGUGGCAGCCGUCUCAGAAAAGACAGGUGGCUCCCUGGAUAUGCUCAUCAACAACUCCGGAGGCGGCUACACAGUUGCCAUCCUCGAUGCCGGCUUAGAUGCCUCACGCAAGCUGUUCGAUCUCAACGUGUUUUCCAUCAUCGCCGUCGUGCAAGCGUUUACGCCCUUGCUCCUCAAGUCCACGCGCAAGCCUCUCAUUUGCAACAACACAUCCGGUUCCUCGGUGGUCACAACACCCCUCGCAGCGGUCUACGCCGCCAGCAAGGCCGCCGCCGCAAUGCUGACUGACGGAUUGCGUCUCGAGCUCGAACCGUUCGGUAUCAGAGUCGUCGACCUCAAGACCGGCGGCGUGAAAAGCAAGUUCUACGACAACCAGCAGGGCGGUGCGAGGCCGACCUUGCCCGAAGGGAGCCUCUACCGGAUAGCAAAGGAGGAAGUCGAGUCAGUCUUAGCCGGCGAGAAUUUUGAGGAGGGCAAACCCGAGAGAGAACCCUGGGCGCGGCGCGUGGCAGGCGAUCUUCUCAAGAGCUCUCCGCCAGUGCAGAUAUGGAGAGGAGCUGGCAUUGUAUCCGCUUACCUCACUACCAUGGUGCCGUGGUCGUGGUAUGUAGGCACUUUGUUGAAGAUGGGAGCUAUGGACGUCGUCAAGAAGAAGUGGAACAGCAGGGCGAAGAGCAACUGA